AUGAAGGGAACACUACUGUUACUUACAGUAGCCGUCCAGGCUCUCACCACGCUAGCCUCUGGAGGCCAUAAUCAGCAGUACAAGCAUGCUCAUCUACACCACCGGGAGGACUCUGACAGGUCAACCCCUGUUGUUGGGUCUGGCUCUGCGACUACCUUGGGGAGUAACGCGCAGACCGGCCUUAUCGACUCUGACACCUCCGAUGCAGCAGAAAAAGUUCGUCGAGCAUUAGCUGUGCUGGCGGUGAUCAACAAGGAGCGUUACGAAAAUGUCCGGUAUAACAAGUACGAGUUUGCGAAUGCGCAGGACGUCGUGGGGGAAAGGAUAACGGCUCCACCAUUGGACUACACUGCGGAUGCGGCCGAGAAGGUCGCGGCUGAGAUUCAUGCUCGGAAACGCGACUCUGGACGGAAUUCGUCCCAGUCGCUGGUGUACCGUAUUCCUCCGGAGCUCGCGGAGGCGGCUCGCAUCAUGGCUGAGGCAAGCCCUCCUGCCCCAUCUACCGGGCACGAAAGUGAUCUGGCCCGGGAGACAAAAGCGAAAUACUUCGUUCCCAGCAAUGACUCCAACGUCCCUCCUCAGACGUAUCGUCGCCCGGAUGGACUAUACGAGUACGCGGCUGCUGCAAACGACCAGGUCUUGCUCGGGAAUGCGCCGGCCGCUAGCUUGGUCAAACGAGACUCUUCUUCCCAAUACUGGCUCGCGAACAUGCAACAGCGAGGGUCGAGUCCCUACGCGCCUCCUGGGUAUCGGGUUUUUCGCAACGUCAAGGAUUAUGGGGCCAAGGCGGCAAUCAACAAAGCUAUUUCCGACGGCAAUCGCUGUGGUGCCGACUGUGGAUCAAGUACAGUGUACCCAGCCGUCGUUUUCUUCCCGGCAGGAACAUAUCUGGUCAGCAGCCCGAUUAUCCAGUACUACAAUACUCAGUUCCUAGGUGAUCCGGGGAAUUACCCCACGAUUCUAGCAGCAGCCAGCUUUGUGGGACUAGGAGUAAUCACAUCUGAUGUAUAUGUGGGAGACCAAGAAGAGUGGUACAUUAAUACAAAUAACUUUCUGCGAAAUGUUCGCAAUUUCAAGAUGGAUAUCACUCGGACGGAUCCCAAUGCAUAUGUUUGUGCCAUUCAUUGGCAGGUUGCACAGGGUACAUCGCUGGAGAAUAUCGAAUUCUACAUGUCACAGGCCGCAGGCAAUACUCAACAGGUCUGUGCUUAUAGUGGAAAGGGCAUCUAUAUGGAGAACGGUAGUGGUGGUUUUAUGAGCAAUCUGACGUUCGUGGGAGGGAACUUCGGAGCUUACUUGGGAAACCAGCAGUUCACUACAAGCCAAUUGGUCUUUGUACAAUGCAAGACUGCAAUGCAGGUACACUGGGACUGGGCGUGGACUAUGCAGGACGUCAUCAUCGAAAGCUGCGGUACAGGCGUCAUCAUCGUGGGUGGAGCAGGCGGCCCCUUCAGUACGGGGCAAGGAGUUGGGUCGUUUACGCUGGUCGACGCAAUCAUCGCCAACACUCCGACAGGCAUCACAACCUCACUUUAUCAGGACAACUCGACCGCAUUCCUCUUGCAGAACGUUGGAUUCUUUAAUGUGCAGCAGGCUAUUGUUGCCGAAGCCAUACCCGAACCACUUCUGGCGGGAGGGAACGAGGUCUUGGUAAAUUCGUGGGGAUUUGGAAUGUAUGCCAAUUCCAGCGGAACGUUCUUUGCACAACAGUCCGACUUGGCGACGAUGGAGCGUAAUGAAGCGCUCGUCGGAACUAAUUCAUAUGUCAAGCCUAAUUUUUUCACCCGACGCCGUCCGCAGUAUUACGACCUGAAGGGUAGUCAGGUCUUCGAUGUCCGUUCCUACGGUGCCAAGGGCGAUGGAACCACCGAUGACACAGUUGUCUUGAAUAGUAUUCUGGGCGUUGCAGCUAACCUGUCUGCAAUUGUAUACUUCCCAUACGGGAUCUAUGUUAUCAAGGAUACUUUGACUAUCCCUAAAGGAUCUCGCAUUAUCGGCCAAGCGUGGCCGCAGAUUAUGGCAAAGGGACCAAAAUUCCAGAAUGCGAAUCAACCCCAUGUCGCGGUGCGAGUAGGACAUGCUGGAGAUAUUGGCAUCGUCGAAAUCCAAGACUUACUUUUCACCGUCUCUGGACCAACGGCUGGAGCGAUUCUCAUGGAGUGGAACAUUCAUGAAUCAAUCCAGGGCUCUGCCGGACUCUGGGAUUCACAUUUUCGCGUUGGUGGCGCCAAAGGGUCUCAAUUGCAGAGUUCCAAUUGUCCCAAGCAAGCAUCUACUGUCAAUCCCAACUGCAUUGCGGCCUCGUUACUCUUGCACAUCACUCCAGGCGCGUCGGCGUAUAUGGAGAACAUUUGGGCAUGGACAGCAGAUCAUGACCUAGACAUAGCCUCUCAAGAUCAAAUCGACGUCUACUCCGGCCGUGGCAUUCUUAUCGAAAGUCAAGGUCCGACAUGGCUCUACGGGACCGCAUCUGAACAUAACGUCCUCUAUCAGUACCAGGUCUCGAAUGCAAAGAACCUUGUUAUGGGCAUGAUCCAGACGGAGUCGCCUUAUUUUCAACCUGUGCCUAAGGCUCCAGCUCCCUUCACCGUCGGCCUGUUCCCAAAUGACCCGACAUUUUCUGAGUGCUCGCCGAGCUCGCUCAAGUGCGCUAUCUCGUGGGCCGUUCGGGUCAUUGAAUCCUCCACAGUAUACAUGUUGGGCUCCGGCCUGUAUAGCUGGUUCUCUGAUUACUCCCAGGAUUGUCUUCGCACUGAAGACUGUCAGGAUCGAGGGUUCUACAUUGAAGAAAGCAGUGAUGUUUGGAUUUUUAACCUGGUUACCAAGGCAAUCCGCGAGAGCAUCAGCCCUAAAGGAGAGACGCCCUUAUACGCCAAGGACACCAAAAACGGCUAUACCUCCUCAUUGCUGGGAUGGUUCCGAGAGCCCACGGAAGUUAUUGGCGAGCGGAAUUUCACGGGCUACUACCUCUACAGCAGUCCAGAUUACGAUGACCUUCUUGAUACCGUUUCUAGCACAUGCAAGACGGCAAUGACUCGACUGAUCGAAUGCGCCGACGAAACAUACUCCUUCCUGCAGCCAGCUUGGCCCCAAGCCUACGGAAAUGACACCUUGGCUGACCUGGUGUGCGAUAGCCACUGUGAGAUAUCUAUCAAGACAUGGUACGAUGACGUUACUACCUACUGCAGCGAAUUCAAUACAAAGCAAGAUGUGAUGAACUACCGUGGGGGCAUUCUUUGGGCUGGAUGGAACCAGACUUGCCUCCGGGACCCUGACAGUGGGAGUUACUGCGGUGAUGUAAUGCAGAAGUUCACACCUGUUGACUUCGAACGAGACAUGCCGGAAUCGGAAAUGUGUUCGUACUGCUACACAAAAACUCUGGAGCUGGCACAAGCGUCGCCGUACUCCUUCUACGACGAGUAUUAUCAAAGCAUCCUCGAGCCUGUCCACUCUCGCUGUGGUGCCUCCGGGCCUACGGAUAUUCCGCCCGCUGUAGAGGAUCACACCGAGAUACCGACGGAUUUCUGUGCUUCAGACAUCUAUACCACCGCGGAGGGGGACACGUGCGACUCCAUCUCCCUCACCAACAGCGUCUCGUCCGCGGCUCUGUUCAUCGGCAGCGAGGCGAUACGCAACUGCAGCAACAUCGAGCCUGGCCUUUCUGUGUGUCUUCCAUUCCCAUGCACGUCCGUUUACGCCUUCUCCCCCAACGAGACGUGCACCUCCAUUGAGCGAGUGCUCGCCAUGAACCCAGGGAAACUCCGCCAGCUCAAUCCCUGGAUCAAUAGCGGAUGCACCAACCUGCAAGAAUGGAGCGUUACGUAUGGCCGCGUGCUUUGCGUAUCGCCACAGGCGGGUGUCCACACGGCGACGGUCCCCCCGGUGGGCGUCACCUCCUUGCCAGGCUCCAACAGCGGAUACGCAGCCUCUGUCGUCUCUCCUCCGGAGAAUGCUACCGUUGCCAACGGAACGACGUUGAGCUGUGGCCGGUGGCAUGUCCCGCGUGAGGGGGAUACGUGUGCGUCGAUUUGCGUGCAGGAAAGAAUUGAGUUCUCGCUCUUCCUGGCUGUCAAUCCGUCCUUGUCGUUGGAGAAUUGUACCGCUGAGCUGCUGCUCGGCGCUGCGUACUGCUGUGGCCCGGUCCAAGGCUGGGGGCUGGUUCCUCCCAAACCACCUAUGACUACGAUUCCGGACACGACUCCCACUCCUACUCCGGUUUGA
Molecule: messenger RNA, 4221 nt
Organism: Aspergillus terreus NIH2624
Lineage: Eukaryota; Fungi; Ascomycota; Eurotiomycetes; Eurotiales; Aspergillaceae
Product: glycoside hydrolase family 55 protein
Exons: 9
Coding region: 1-4221 (1406 amino acids)
Source: RefSeq, a predicted model, not a curated record